Lolium perenne is the source of this 3464-nucleotide messenger RNA. Its product is annotated as ETO1-like protein 1. Gene Ontology annotation, molecular function: protein binding. The record is from RefSeq and is a predicted model, not a curated record. Gene Ontology annotation, biological process: negative regulation of ethylene-activated signaling pathway. Lineage: Eukaryota; Viridiplantae; Streptophyta; Magnoliopsida; Poales; Poaceae.
UUUGUGUACUAGGCUAACUCCCCCAUUCCUCUCCACACCACGACAAGGAAAAAAAAUAAUUCUCUUCUCCGCGCUCUUGAUCUCUUCCUCCCAUCUCCAGUCUCCAUCCUCCCCAAGGCUGCUUUCGCAGGAUCCAAAUCCGACCUCGCGCGCAGCCACUGGCCUGUAGACCCCGCGCUCACUUCUCCUUCCCUGCCAAUGCCCUGUUCCUGCUCAGCUUCCCUCUUGGUCCGUCGAAUUCGAUCCAGCGGGCGCCAAGAUUUGAUCCGGAGGGUCCAUUUCCGCGGGUCAUUGCGUUCCUACCUUCGGAUUUGUGGCAGCUCUCGAUCCGUAGGUGGUUGGGUUCAGCGGAGAGAAGGGUCCAAUUCCAAAAAAGAACACUCUUGCCCAAAUGCGUAGGAUUAGUGUAGCUGAUUCGUAGCUGGCUGUUGCUGCUGUUAUUAUUCUUCUUGUACCAUUGGUGUGCGAUUCGUGUCCGGGGUUCGCGCGGAAUCUGGGAGCGUGGAGAUUUGGGAGGUGUUCUCCUUCCUGUGCUCUAUGAGGAGCAGCAUCCUGUCGGAGUCGCCCUGCGACGAGCAGCACAUCCACGGCUUCAACCCGCAGUCGUGGCUGCAGGUGGAGCGGGGAAAGCUGCCCAAAUCAUCCUACUCGUCUUCCUCAAUUGAGUCACUCAUAAAGAUUGCCGAGCCCCCUGUAGUACCACUGUAUAAACCCUUGAAUUACGUGGAGGUGCUGUCGAGGAUCCACGAGGAACUCGAGCAAUGCACAGCGAUCGAGCGGCCUGGGCUGUAUUUGAUCCAGUCCCAGGUGUUUCGGGGCCUUGGCGAGCCGAAACUGCGCCAGAGGAGCUUGCAUUCUGCGUGGCGCCACUCCGGGACUGUGCACGAGAAGGUCAUAUUUGGGGCAUGGCUGCGGUACGAGAAGCGUGGGGAGGAGAUCAUAGCUGACGUCCUCGCGUCGUGCAGGAAGUGCUGUCGGGAGUUCGGACCGAUUGAUGUUGCUUCCGAGAUGCCCAUGCGGAAUUUUGAGAUAGUUGGUUCAGAAAUGGAUUUGACGUCGCAUAUUUCCUCCAUCGUAACUUUCCAAAUAAGGGAUGGGAGGGUGACAUGUGACAGGUGUAAGAUCGCCGCUCUAUCCAUCCCGUUUUGCUCAAUGCUUAAUGGACCGUUCACUGAGUCGCAACUUGAGCUUGUUGAUUUGUCAGAGAAUGGCAUUUCGUUGGAGGCCAUGAGGGCUGUUUCAGAGUUCAGUUGUACACAAAGGUUAGGAGAUUUGCCUUUGGAAAUCUUGCUGGAGAUGCUGGUGUUUGCAUGUACAUUUUGUUGUGACAAGCUAAAAGACGCAUGUGACAGGAAACUGGCUUCAUUUGUUUCAUCAAGGCAUGAUGCAGUCGAGCUCAUGGCAUUGUCAUUUGAAGAAAACGCGCCGGUUCUUGCCGCUUCCUGUUUACAAAUGCUUUUACAGGAUUUACCAGAUUGUCUAACCGAUGAGCUUGUUCUUAAUCUCUUCCUGAGUGCAACUGAACAGCAACAAAAUAUCAUGGCUGGACAUGCCUCCUUUUUAUUGUACUGCUUGCUUAGUGAAGUCACAAUGAACAUUGAUCCGAGGACAGAGACAACUGUGCUCUUGUCAGAGAAGCUAGUUCAAUUGGCAGUAACUCCUUCACAGAAACAAAUUGCUUUUCAUCAGCUUGGGUGCAUUAGACUUCUGAGAAAGGAGUACGAUGAAGCUGAACACCUAUUUGAGGUUGCCUUCUCUGCUGGUCAUGUGUAUUCCAUGGCUGGUCUUGCUAGAAUCUCUGCUAUAAAGGGCAAAAAGGUUUUGGCUUACGAGAAGCUCAGCUCAGUAAUAUCGUCAAGUGUACCACUAGGAUGGAUGCAUCUUGAGAGAUCAUUGUAUUCAGAAGGUGAUAGAAAGUUGGCAGACCUUGAUAAGGCAACGGAGCUGGACCCUACUCUUACAUACCCUUACAUGUAUCGGGCCACAUCCUUGAUGAGAAAGAAGGAACCUAGACUUGCCUUAGAUGAAAUAAAUCGACUCUUAGGUUUCAAGUUAGCGUUGGAGUGCCUCGAGCUUCGAAUUUGUCUAUAUUUAGCUCUUGAGGACUACAAAUCUGCACUUUGUGAUAUCCAUGCAAUUCUUACUUUAUCUCGUGAGUACCGGAUGUUGGAAGGACGUGUAGCCGCUUCCAAGAUAGGCACUCUUCUCGGGGCACAUGUUGAGCAGUGGAAUACAGCUGAAUGCUGGCUCCAACUUUAUGAACGCUGGUCAUCAGUGGAUGAUAUUGGCUCGCUUUCAGUGAUCUACAAGAUGCUUGAGUCAGAUGCAGCAAAAGGUGUUUUACACUUUCGGCAAUCUUUGCUGCUCCUUAGGUUGAACUGUCCUGAGGCAGCAAUGCGAAGUCUGCAAUUGGCUAGGCUACAUGCUGCAACUGAGCAUGAACGGCUGGUAUAUGAAGGAUGGCUUCUGUAUGACACGGGACACUGUGAGGAGGCCCUGCAAAAAGCAGAGGAAUCUAUAUCUAUUCAAAGGUCAUUUGAGGCUUUCUUUCUGAAAGCCUAUGUUCUGGCUGACUCAGGGGUUGAUCCUUCUUAUUCUGCAAAUGUUAUAUCACUUCUUGAAGAUGCAUUAAAGUGCCCCUCGGACCGACUUCGGAAGGGCCAGGCUUUGAACAACCUUGGUGGCGUCUAUGUUGAUUGUGGGAAGUUAGAUUCAGCAGCUGAUUGCUAUACAAGUGCGUUGAAAAUCCGACACACCAGGGCCCAUCAAGGUCUUGCUCGUGUUCAUUUUCUCCAGAAUAACAGGGAUGCUGCAUAUGAUGAAAUGACAAAGUUGAUAGAGAAAGCUAAAAACAAUGCUUCAGCUUAUGAGAAGCGCUCAGAGUAUUGUGAACGAGAACAGACUAUGUCAGAUUUGGAAAAAGUGACCCAAUUGGAUCCAUUACGUGUUUACCCAUAUAGAUAUCGAGCUGCAGUACUAAUGGAUAGCCACAAGGAGGAAGAGGCAAUAGCAGAGCUCACAAGGGCGAUUUCCUUCAAAGCGGACCUCAACCUAUUGCAUCUUCGGGCGGCGUUCCAUGAGCACACUGGGGAUGUCCCUAGCGCUCUUCGUGAUUGUCGAGCCGCCCUCUGUUUGGACCCAAAUCACCAAGAAAUGCUGGAACUUCAGAAACGUGUGAACAGCCAAGAGCCCUGACAAAAGGUCGUGCUAAAUUGUGUCUUCUAUGCCACCAUUGUUAUUCCACAUAGGUGAUCCUCUUGACAUCCUUGACUUCAUUCAAGUUUCUUCGUCUGCUAGUUAACCACUGUAAUAUGAUGUUCUUGGCAAGUUGGAGAAAACUACUUCUUUUGAAAGGCAACAUCGACCAGGCUUAGCCAUUGAUGCAUGUGGCCUUUGUAAAAGUAAUGCCUAAUCAUUGAACUCUACUGGAGAAGAUUCUUUUCGUGCAAAAUGUAACUUUCCAA